AGCCAUUUGCAAAAGUUCCAGAACUCAAAUGUUAAGAGUCUUAAGACCAAAGCUCCGCUUCGGCGCUAUGUCGGGCGCUGCGAUUUUCCCAUCUUCUUCUUCUCUAGCCCUCAAAAACCCUAAUCUUUCAAUCUCUUCCGAUCAGAGGUUCUUCAAUGGAAUUCUCUUCAAGAACGGCUCCACUCUCCACGAUCGCUUCCCCAACGCUUCACUUCGCUGCUUCGCAUCCGCGGCUACUUUUGACCGAGUUCGAGUUCAGAACCCUAUCGUCGAAAUGGACGGUGAUGAGAUGGCGCGAAUUAUGUGGAGAAUGAUUAAAGACAAACUUAUCUUUCCUUAUCUGGAUUUAGAUAUAAGAUAUUUUGAUUUAGGAAUACUGAAUCGCGAUGCAACUGAUGAUAAAGUUACAGUAGAAAGUGCUGAAGCCACUCUGAAGUAUAAUGUUGCUGUGAAAUGUGCUACAAUAACUCCUGAUGAGGCCAGGGUCAAGGAAUUUGGGCUUAAGUCUAUGUGGAGGAGCCCUAAUGGAACAAUUAGAAACAUUUUAAAUGGCACUGUUUUCCGUGAGCCGAUCCUAUGUCAGAAUGUUCCCAGAAUUGUUCCUGGUUGGAAGAAACCCAUUUGUAUUGGUAGGCAUGCCUUUGGGGACCAGUAUCGUGCCACUGAUACUGUUGUUGAAGGACCAGGAAAGCUUAAACUGGUCUUUGCUCCAGAAAAUGGGGACCCUCCAGUGGAGCUCAAUGUUUAUGAUUUUAAAGGCCCUGGAAUUGCACUGGCAAUGUAUAAUGUUGAUGAGUCUAUUCGAGCUUUUGCUGAAUCAUCUAUGUCACUGGCAUUUGCAAAGAAGUGGCCUCUCUACUUAAGCACCAAAAAUACGAUCCUUAAAAAAUAUGAUGGGAGGUUUAAAGAUAUAUUCCAGGAUGUAUAUGAAGAGAACUGGAAGCAAAAGUUUGAGGAACAUUCCAUAUGGUAUGAGCAUCGGCUAAUUGAUGACAUGGUUGCAUAUGCACUUAAAAGUGAUGGUGGUUAUGUUUGGGCUUGCAAAAACUAUGAUGGAGAUGUCCAGAGUGAUUUACUUGCUCAAGGAUUCGGUUCUUUGGGUCUUAUGACUUCAGUAUUGUUAUCAUCUGAUGGCAAGACUUUAGAAGCUGAGGCAGCUCAUGGGACUGUCACUCGACAUUUUCGGCAAUAUCAGAAGGGACUUGAAACCAGUACAAACAGUAUUGCUUCAAUUUUUGCAUGGACACGAGGGCUAGAACACAGGGCUAAACUUGAUAAGAAUGAAAGGCUGCUGGAUUUUGUUCACAAGUUGGAGGCUGCAUGCAUUGAAACAGUGGAGUCAGGGAACAUGACCAAGGAUCUUGCAAUUUUGAUCCAUGGACCCAAGGCGUCGAAGGAGUUCUACUUGAAUACUGAAGAAUUCAUUGAUACUGUUGCACAUAAUCUGGAGGCUAAGCAGUUUUGUAAUCAGAUCCACAGUUAUUCUUAGAAGGUGGACUAUCAGGGCCAUGUACAUCAAUUGAACUUAUUUGGGGAUUGAAUGCUUUUGUUUAUCUUUGUUUUAUUUAAAGUAGAUGCAGCUCCUCCAUAAAAUGUAAAGCAGUCAUCUGGGGGUUUUGAUCAGAUGGACGGUGAACCUGCUUCCCAAACCCUACCACUUUAUGGUGAACUUCAAUGCCUUUGAAUAAACCAUGCCAUGGUAUUCUCCAUGGACCUACCAAUUUAAUUGGUUA
Vitis riparia (riverbank grape) is the source of this 1733-nucleotide messenger RNA. Its product is annotated as isocitrate dehydrogenase [NADP]. Gene Ontology annotation, molecular function: isocitrate dehydrogenase (NADP+) activity; NAD binding; magnesium ion binding. The record is from RefSeq and is a predicted model, not a curated record. Gene Ontology annotation, biological process: isocitrate metabolic process. Bases 29 to 1489 code for a protein of 486 amino acids. Gene Ontology annotation, cellular component: mitochondrion. The transcript has 15 exons. Lineage: Eukaryota; Viridiplantae; Streptophyta; Magnoliopsida; Vitales; Vitaceae.